Cryptosporidium muris RN66 is the source of this 1701-nucleotide messenger RNA. Its product is annotated as thioredoxin family protein. NCBI's taxonomy places the organism in Eukaryota, Apicomplexa, Conoidasida, Eucoccidiorida, Cryptosporidiidae. Gene Ontology annotation, molecular function: protein disulfide isomerase activity. The transcript has a single exon. The record is from RefSeq and is a predicted model, not a curated record. The coding region runs from base 1 to 1701 and encodes 566 amino acids. Gene Ontology annotation, cellular component: endoplasmic reticulum. Gene Ontology annotation, biological process: protein folding; response to endoplasmic reticulum stress.
AUGAAACAUCUCUAUAAGGGACUUCAUAUAUUAGCCUUGUUCUUCAUUCUGGUAUUUUCCUUCGUAAAUUGUGACUCUGUAAAAAAAGUAGAGCUUUUUGAGCUUAGCUCAAAAAAUUUUAAUGAAUUCAUAUAUGGCUUUGAUCACAGCUUAAUUAUAUUUUAUAGUCUGGAAUGUCCAGUGUGUAUUACAAUUAUAGACUCUUUUACUAAACUACUGGAUAAACUAAGGGAAAGAAACGUUAUGGUUGGCAAGAUUAAUGGCGAGGAAAAUUUAAUUUUAUUAGAAAAGUACCAAAUUCAAGAUUAUCCUACAAUUAAAUUCUUUAGAAAAACUCGUGCUGAGGAAUAUUUUGGAGGUAAAGAGAUUCAUGAGAUUUUGCAGUGGGUAGAUGAUCAAAUAUCAUAUCCUGUAACAAUUAUUAAUAAUAGCACUUUCUUAAGUAAACAAAAUCUAGAAGAAUUAACUGAAAUGCAUGGAAUAAUAUACAUUAUGCAUGGAAUAUCAAAUAGUAGUAGAUUUGAUAAUUAUAUUAAAGUAGCUGAUUUUAACCGUGUUUCUGGAAAAUUCUAUUUUAUACCCUCAAAUACUAUUAAUACAACCAUAUUAGAUAUUGUCAAUGUAGUUAAUGAUACAAGCUUUAACAAUACUAAUUUAUAUAACAAAAAAGAUUCAUCUGAAUGGUUACUCUGUCUUCGUCAAUAUGAAUCUAAAGUAUAUAUAUAUGAUGGAACAUUUGACUUGCAAAGUGAUAUAGAAAGUUUUAUACGUGCACAUAAUAUUCCUUUAUUUGGUGAAAUAUCAGGUAAAAAUUACAUUAAAUAUGCAGAUGUACAAUAUGAUUUAAUAUGGCUAUUGGUCCCAAUGGAUAAAGAUAAAGCUAUUCAAAGUAUUCAACCUUAUAUCAAGAUGUUUGUAGAGCUUGCUAAGGAGUUUGAAGAUGAAUAUAGAGUUGUUUGGUUAGAUACUGCAGAACACUCAAUGCACCUAAAUACAGUUUUAUUAGUUGAGCCUGAGAUGCUCCCAACAGUUGCAAUUGCAAAAUCUAGGCCUUAUAUUUUACCACCAAAUACUGUGAUAGACUUGGCUACAAUAAGACAAUUUAUUAUAGAUGUAAAUGAUGGUAAAGUUGAACCAAAAUUACGAUCAGAACCAAUCCCAUCAUAUAAUAAGACAAAUAAAGAUCAGAACUCAGAUUUAAUAAAAUUAGUUGGUAAUAAUUUCAGCUCUAUGGUUUUGGAUGAUGAAGAAAAUGAUUGGCUAGUUAUUUUAAUUACCCCAUUUUGCCAGCCAUGUACAGAUACAGAAAAACUACUAAAAAAGAUUAAAGGUGCAAUUAUCUCUACUAACAAAUCACCUAUAAAUUUUGGAUUUAUUGAUAUUAGUGAAAAUGACUUACCUAAAGAUGACUUCUACUCGAAAUCAAUACCAUCCAUUUUCUUUGUGAAGGCAAGGCAAAAAACACCUAUACACUUUAUCAACGAUAAAGUUAGUUAUCUUAAUAUUAAGAAAUUUAUAUUAGAUUCAACAUCUAAUGAUAAAGAUUCCAUUACAUUUAGUGAUCCUCCUAAUGUUAAUAAUUUGGUAGUUACAUUAUUUCCAGAUUUUGAGCGAUUUGGAGAUCUAGAUAUGUUUGAAAGUGAGCUCUCCAACUUCGAAAAUACUAAUUUUAGGGAAGAAAAUAUAAAAGAUGAGCUCUAA